CUGACGCAAGCGCAGUGGUGAUCGCGACGAGGUUAUGAACACACGUGUGCUCAUAAAACAACGAUAAAUAUCAUAUAAACAGUGUAUCGAUAACAGAAAAUCGAUUCUCGAUAUGAAUUCGACACCAGUGAACCUGCAGGAGUUAAAACCUGAAGAAUUUAAAUCGUUUCUCGAUUCAUUCGAUUACGUUUUUUCGGAUUGUGAUGGUGUAAUAUGGGCCAAAACUGCAUUACCUGGCGUUGGAAAGUUCUUCAGUUUGAUGAAGAAACAUGGGAAGAAAAUACAUUUCGUUUCAAACAACAGCCUUAGAAGUAGAGAAAACUAUGAAAGGCGGUUUAAAGACGCGGAAAUUGAAAAUGGUUGUGAGAACCUCACAGUACCUGCAAUCGCGAUCGCCGAAUACCUGAAGUCAGUCAACUUUGACAAGAAGGUUUACAGCAUCAGCUGCCCAGAGACAAACAAUGUGUUGAAGUCCUAUGGAUUUGAAAUCAAAGAAGGGCCCGAUGUCGGAACAGACUACUAUGAAGAUUACGUCCUCUACUCCAAUGAUGACCCAGAAAUCGGAGCUGUAGUGAUGGACUGUGACUUCAAAGUGAACCUGCCCAAAUUGAACAAAGCCAGCGCUUACCUGACCAGACCCGAAGUGCUGUUCCUGUGCGGUGCUACUGACAAAUACGUGUAUUACAGACCAGGAUUCCGAACAUUAGCCACGGGAGCAUUCACAGACUUAGUAGCUGAAGAAACCAAUCGUACACCAGUUACACUGGGCAAGCCUGGCAAAGCGUUCGGAGAGUUCGCGAUGAAGAGAGCUGGAGUGUCAGACCCCAGUCGCGUGUUGUUUAUCGGAGACAUGAUCGAGCAAGAUGUGGGUCUUGGAAGAGCAACUGGUUUCAAAACUUUACUGGUUUUAAAUAACCUUACCGUCGAUAUAAUGAUGGAUCAUAAAACCAUCAGACCAGACUUCUACGCCCAAUCUCUUGGUAGUCUAGUGCCUCAAUUAGAACAAUAUUUUAAUAAAUUAUAAAUAAAUAAAUAAUAGAUCAGCGUCGCCAUUCAAUGUUUAAGGAAUUUUGCAUCUUUUAUUUUUAAUCUUGAUUUUAGAUGAUUUUUUUAUAUCAUACUGUGUUGUUAUCUUCCAUAUUUAAUUCUGAAAUGGGAUUUGGAUAAAAUAUAAUUGAAUUUUCCAAUUUUGAAAUGUUUAGUAGUAGUGAAAAGUCUAGUUACAAAUUCAGAGUCCAUGACACAUUAGUGAUACCAUGGCCUCCCAUUAUUUAUAGUUACUGUAAGAACAAGAUUUAUUUUAGACAAAGAUUUGACAUAAAGGUGCAAAUAUUCGUAAUAUUUUCAUAAAAAUGUCUAGUUAGAUCGAUACCUUAUAGCAUAGCAGGCAUAGCCGUAGUACACAGUAUAGUUCAAAAUAAUUAAUUUAGAAAGUACAGUUUUUUUAUUUAGUGUAUAGGUACAAAGUUUUAUGCAAAUUGCAAAUCAUAUUCCAUUUAUAAUUAUAGUAGUUAGAUUACAACAUUAUUGUACUUACUUACAUAUUUAAUAUGUGAUAUAGUUUUAUUUUAUUCAUAAAUGUUAAACCAUUUCAUAAAAAAUAUGAAAAAAAAAAGUGAUGGGCUUACUAGAUGAAAAUUGUCAUUCAUUCACAAUUAAUAUGAGCACAAUGGUUAAGUAAGUAAUAUCAUAAAGCCCAUACAAAUAUUAUUAAAAAUUUUAUCAAAAUUGCUUUAGCUAUUUAGGCGUUUUGUGAUUAUAACCAUACAUAAAGAUAAAUAGUUGAACUUGUGUAAUGUGUGUGAUUAUGUCAGACUGAAUAAACUUCAUGAAAUGCCUUCAAAGAGAUGUACUUAUAUUUUAUUAAAUUAAAAAUAUUAUUAUUUA
Spodoptera frugiperda (fall armyworm) is the source of this 1887-nucleotide messenger RNA. RefSeq lists its product as uncharacterized. Bases 113 to 1024 code for a protein of 303 amino acids. The record is from RefSeq and is a predicted model, not a curated record. Gene Ontology annotation, cellular component: cytoplasm. Lineage: Eukaryota; Metazoa; Arthropoda; Insecta; Lepidoptera; Noctuidae. Gene Ontology annotation, molecular function: phosphatase activity. The transcript is spliced from 6 exons.